CUAGGGUUUUUCCAGGCUGGGCUGAGCCCCUGAGCCAGCACGGGUUAAGGACACAUUUUCCACCUCUUCCUGAAAUCAGGCCAGGGGAUCUCCAUCAGCACGUGGAAAACCAUACAGGCCCCCAUGGCUGAAGGGGAGAUGAAACAUAACAAAGGAGGCGAGUCCUGGCGAGGCACAGCCCACCUCCAGUGCCUGUGCCCACCAGCCCCACAUUAAACCCUGGGGACUGUCAGGCCCUGGGAUACCACCUGGGAAGCCCAGCCAGGCUGAAGUGGGGACAGUUCCAUGACGGGUUUAAGAGCAUGGGCUCUGGACCAGUCAAGCCAGGGAUGAGGCCGGGACCUGCCAUUUACUCGCUGCCUGACUGUGGGAAAGUGGCUUAGAUCCUCUGAGUCUCAGCUUCCCUCCUGCCAGGGUUGUCAAGAGAAUUAAAUGAGCUAAUUCAUGCAAUGGGCUCAGCACAGGGCUGGGCCCAGCACAGGUGGCCAGGUGAGGGAGGGGGAUGGUGUGCGGGCUGGGCAGACUCCCAGAAAGGCAGAGGGGACAAAUAAAACAUCUCAACCUGCAAGUGUCCCCUCCCUGGCCGCUCAGGUCACUGUCCAUCCUCCUAACUCUCCUCCUCUAAGGGACAACUUCUUCUGCCACCUAGAGCAGUAGGAAGUGACUCAAUUCAGAGCCUUAUGGGGGAAGAGAAGCCUUUCUCUCUAUUAUAAAAACCAUGCUCAUUAUAGUAAAUCUGGACAUUACGGAAAAGCAGGAAGGAAGCAAAAGCUGUUAUUUAGCUACCGAAGCCAACCCCUCUGGUUAGCUGCAUGUUUUUCCAUGUGGGAUUUUUCCCGGGCACGGGUUUGCUUGUUCUCUGUAACAUGGUUGGGACCUUAGCAUGAGAACGGAGAGCUGAAGGAGAUACAGGGUCAGCUGGCCCAGCCUCCUCAGUUGACAAGCCAGGAGACUCUGGCCCAGAGAAGCUCAGGGACUUGUCCAAGGUCAGGGGUGGCAGAGCCGGAACCAGAUCCAUUAGGUGUUUGCUGCCUCUCAAAAUACCAGUGCCCCCAACACCAGCACCAAUCCUCCCUCCAGCCCUGAAGACAGCCUUCAAAGGGGACAGUCAACAGCGGAUUGAGGCCUUUCAGUUUGGAGGGACAGGCUUCCAUGAGUCCCCUGGUUCCCUCAAUAAGGGGUGCAGCUCUGGUUGACCCCUCUCCCCCAUUUCUAGAUGGAGACACACCAUGGGAUGGGAGUGAGGUGGGGGUAGGGGUGGGUGAGAGACGGAAAGGGAGGGCUAGCAGAGCCCAGCAAGGGGUGUGCCCUGUGCCUGUUCCCAAGGGUGGAGUCAGACAACAGGGUCACGCUGUCCCUUUAAGAGAAGGGGGAGAGCUAGCCCCUCUCAGCCAUCCUGUCCUGUCAUCCAUCCCAGCCAAAUGCGAAAGGGAAAAUGAAAGAGGGACCAGGAGGAACAGGUCCUAGGCAUCUCUCAAGGUCCCUCGCUCAGCUCUAACACCCCAGCUCCAGCCACAGGCGCCAUGGGGGAGUGGGCGUUCCUCGGCUCGCUGCUGGACGCCUUGCAGUCGCAGGUGCCGCUCGUGGGCCGCCUGUGGCUGGUGGUCAUGCUGAUCUUCCGCAUCCUGGUGCUGGCCACGGUGGGCGAGGCCGUGUUCGCGGACGAGCAGGAGGAGUUCGUGUGCAACACGCGGCAGCCAGGCUGUCGCCAGAUCUGCUAUGACCGCGCUUUCCCCGUCUCCCACUACCGCUUCUGGGUCUUCCACAUCCUGCUGCUCUCGGCGCCCCCGGUGCUGUUCCUCAUCUACUCCAUGCACGAGACCAGCAAGGAGCCGGGUGGGGCCGACGCCACGCCCCGGGGGCGCCCCCAGGGCCCCUGCGCGCCCUCCGCCCUGCGCGCCCGCCGCGCGCGCUGCUGCUACCUGCUGAGCGUGGUGCUGCGCCUGGCGGCCGAGCUGGCCUUCCUGGGCGGCCAGACGCUGUUCUACGGCUUCCGCGUGGCCCCGCGCUUCGCGUGCGCCGGCCCGCCGUGCCCGCACAUCGUGGACUGCUUCGUGAGCCGGCCCACCGAGAAGACCGUCUUCGUGGUCUUCUACUUCGCCGUGGGGCUGCUCUCGGCGCUGCUCAGCGUGGCCGAGCUGGGCCACCUGCUCUGGAAGGGCCGUCCGUGCGCCAGGGGCUCUCACCAGGCGGCCGAGCGCGACAACCGCUGCAACCGCGCGCACGAGGUGGCGCAGAAGCUGCUCCCGCCUCCGCUGCCGCCGCCGCCGCCGCCGCCGCCGAGCCUGCCCUCCCGGCGCCCGGGCCCCGACCCCUACGCCCCACCCGCCUAUGCGCACCGGGCCGGCGACAGCGAGGGCGGCAGCGGCCGCAGCAAGGCGUCCCUGGCCAUUGUCCGCCAGGACCUGGCCAUCUAGAAGCGGCCACCUCCUCGGGCGGAGGGUGAGAUCAGAGGCCGGCAGACCCCGCCGCCCCCGGCCCUCACCGCAGAAGCAAGAGGUGGCUUCCGCAAGAACUGCUCGAGGGACCCUGCUGAGCAGGAGACACGCAGCGGGGAUGGCCUGCAGGGUGGCAUCCCAGCCGGGCCGGGUCAGAGGAUGAACUAAGGCAGGUCCUUGAUGCCCUGACCCAGGUGGAAAGGAAGGAGGCCAGGGGGCUGGGAGAAAGUGGGUGAAAGGAGGGCAGACAGAGUGCAAGGUGGAGGAGGUUCAGAUGGUGACCUGGUUGUUUUACUGGGGACGAAAACAACCGUGAGACUAGUCUCUGUGUGGGCUCUCCGUGCAUGUGUGCACAUGUACACAAAUGCGGUGUGAGCUGUGUGUGCGCGUGCACAUGUAAAACUUGUGUGAGCCGUUUGUGUGCAUGUGUGUACGAACAUACACAUUCCAUGUGAGCUCUCUGUGUGUGCACACCUGUACAUCCUGUGUGGGUUUUGUGUGUGCAUAUGUAUACCCCGCGUGCGUCCCGAGUAUGUACAUGCAUGUGUACGCCCUGUGCGAGCUGUGUGUGUGUGUGUGAUCUCUGAUAUACUCUGUGUGGGUGGCCAGGAUCCAGUGCCAGCAGCAGCCACAGUGCCUCCCUCCCUACCUGGGGGGUGCAUCACAGGAAGGUCUCCCCUCCUGAUGGAGCCCACACAGGAAGAGGGGGGCAGGCCACAGUCUGGUAGGGCUUGUGGGCACCUCCACACUCUGGACCUUGUGGCCUGAGCUGGGAGGCGAGCUGCCCUUUCACCGAGGUAGAGUGGGGAGCGGGGGUGGGGCCAGAGGGCAGGACUCUUCUCUUCUAGCUUCACCCUCCUCACCCUGCUACUGGUCCCCACAGUUUAUAAACAUGCUUGAGUCCCUUCCAUCCUCAGAAGAAACGUCCCCCCAAACGUGCUCCUGGCCCCGCAUAUCCUGCAGCCACCACCCAUUUCCCUCCUGGGGGAAUACAGAGAGCUGUCUACAUGGCUGCCUCUUGUCCCCCUCCUGUCUCUCCUCUAUCCCCAUCUGUCUUCCUCCCUCACUGCCCAAUGGGGCCACUCUCCAUAAGAUCUUCCAGAGCCUAAGCGACAACUCCAGGGGCCACCAUCUGACUGCUCCCCUGGGGCUCCGUCCCCCCUGCUGAGCAGACUGCCAGUGACUCACUCGGCCUGAUUUUUCCUGCGUCCCUGGCCCUUCCCUCUCUGUUCCUGCGCUCCUCUUCCGCGGCUCUUCUGCCUGUACUCCACAGGGCGGCCGAGGGGUCUUUCUCAAUAGCCCCCCUGCUUAGGCCAUUGGGGCUGCUCUGCCCUUUGGGUAAGCCCAGCACCUGAACGCGGCUCCUGACGUCCAUCUGGCCCUGCCUCUCAGGCCUCCAGCCCCGUCAGAUUGACUUCCCCACGGGUUUCUCUGCUCCAGAUGACACCGAAUUUUCUGUUUCUCCCAAGCCUGGUGCCUGAUUUUGCUUCCCAGCGUUUGAACAUCCUGUUCCUUCGCCGGGAGCAGCCUCCUCUUUGCAGCCCCACCCUCCCCUGGCUGACACCCACCUACCUGCCUUUUGGUCUCAUUUGGGAAGAAAACAGAUGCUUUCCCUGACGCUUGCCACUCUCAAGUCACUGAAUUCUGGACCCCUCCACGCAAACUCAGAUGUGGAGGUCCAGCUGUUUUCCAGAUAUAUUCCUUCAACGAGUAUUUGUUGAACACGUACUUUGCGCCAGGCAGUGUUCGAGAUCAGCACUGUUCAGGAGAAACAGGACAUGAGCCACAUGUAAUUUCAAGUUUUCCAUUAGCCACAUUAAAAAGUAAAAGGAAACAGGUGAAAUUAAUUUUAAUAUAUUUUCUUUAACCCAAUCUAUCCAAAAUAUAAUUUCAAUAUAUUAUUUGAAAAUAUUAAGGAGAUAUUUUACAUUCUUUGUUUGGUACUAAGUCUUUGGAAUCUGGUAUAUAUUUUACCCUUGGAGCACAUCUCAGUUUGGGCCAGCCAUGUUUCUAAGACUCAGUCACCACACGUAGUUAGUGGCUGCUGUAUUGAACAGAGCAGAUCCAGAUGUUGGGCUACAGUGGUGAGCAAAACCUGACUUCAUGGCGCUUACAUUCUGGUGGGGAGGGCCAACAGUACAUGUAGAAUGUACUGCCAGGAAGCCGUAAGAGUAAGGGGAGAAUGACAUCCUUGAGGGAUGACACUGGAACAGAAUGUAACCAUGAAGUUGUCUCCAGGAAGAGCAUUCCAGGUGGAGGGAAUGGCAAGUGCAAAGGCCCUGAGGCAGGAAUAAGCCAGAGGUGUUGGAGGCCAGUGUGGCCCAAGUGGAGCAAGGGAUGGAGGAGGAGGCAUGUCAGCAGCACCUCAAACACAACCUCAAUUUCCUUAGUUCUCUUUUCAGUUGCUGAUGUCCCCAUCCACACAGGUCACCUCUACCCACUGUUGCUGUAGCCUGUCCUCUGCCUGCCUUCCACACUCCUCAAUCACCUGUCCUCCCAUUUCACCACCUAAGUAUUUCCUCCCUGUCUCCUCUCUUCUUCAGCCCUCAGAGGCUGCACAGGGUCAGCCCCGUCACCAAUGGCCUGGAGAACUCCCACAGCCUCUGCUCUGCACCCCUGCCUCCACACUCCUCAUCCUGGAUUACUGAUCACCUCACUCACUGGCUUAAAGUCCUUCACUCCCAUUGCCCUCAGGAUCAAGUCCAGCUCCUGAACAGGCGUGACCUGAGCCUGUUCCGGCCGCCACAUCCUCACCUCUUCCACCAAUCCAACCAAAAACUGAAAUGGUUGAGACACAGAGAUGGUGGCGAUUUCCAAUCAUGAGAAGCUAUUUAUCACCUCUGCAUCCCACCUGGCUGACUUUCCCUUAGAGAUGAAGCUGGGGGGAGGCACCUCUUCCAGGGCGGCUUCCAAGCUCUACCUGAGCCUGGUUCGAUGCCUCUGCCCUGCGCUCCCGGAGGCCUGAGCAAGACCCGGUCACCGCCCUCCCCAGGCUGUAUCUGCCACCAUCCUUGGUGAAGGCGGGGCCUGGUGCAGUGCCAAGCACAUGCCAGCCCUUGGUGACCAGACGCCACAGCAGUGGUUCCCAACGAGGGGGCAGUUUUGCUCCCCAGGGGAUGUUUGGCAAUAUCUGCAGACAUAUUUGGUUGUCACAGCCGGGGAGAAGAUGCCACCGGCAUCUAGUGGAUAGAGGCCAGGGAUGCUGCUAAAUAUCUUACAAUGCACAGGAUGGCCCCUCACAGCAAAGAAUUCCCGAGCCCAAAAUGUCACCUGGGCAGUGGUUGAGAAACUCUGCUCUGCAGCAACGUGCUGUGAGCCCCUGAGGGCAGCCCUAAGCCGCAGAGGGUCCCAGCAACAAAGGGACUACCCCAAGGGGCACUUUGUAAAUGUGGGGGCCGCUGCUUUAGCUGUCACAACGAGGGGGACCCUGCUGGUGUUUGGUGGGCCAGGGCUAGGAAUGCCAAGAUGUCCUCCCAUAGUAAAGAAUUGUCACGCAUGACUUUAGAAUGUCCCACUGGACAUUUACAUAGUGAGAAAGCUCUUAAUAAUUACCUGAGCCCAAAACCUGACUGUUUUACAUGUAAAACAUUAAGGGUUUAGUUUGGGGAAUUUUUUUUUGAAUGUUUUUAUUAUGCAUUCUAAGUUUUUAUUUCAACAGCCACUCAUACUCUUUAAACUUUCCUGGGUUUCUUGUACAGAAUAGUUUCUGACCUUCUUACUUCUUUUAAAACCAAAUGUAUUCAUUAAACAUAAAAGCGAGCAGGACUGUCACAUCUGCCAUGUGGUUGUGCUCAAGUAUGAGCACACGGAAACUCACAGUACUUUCCCUUCAUUUCUCCUUUACAGUACAGCUGAUUUUCUUUUUUGAAGAUUGGCACCUGAGCUAACA
Molecule: messenger RNA, 6327 nt
Organism: Equus caballus (horse)
Lineage: Eukaryota; Metazoa; Chordata; Mammalia; Perissodactyla; Equidae
Gene: GJD3
Product: gap junction protein delta 3
Biological process (GO): cell-cell signaling
Cellular component (GO): connexin complex
Molecular function (GO): gap junction channel activity involved in AV node cell-bundle of His cell electrical coupling
Source: RefSeq, a predicted model, not a curated record